AUACCAGGCUGGUCAAAUUUUCGUGUUUUCAGGUGUAUGUUGAAUUAAUUGUGAUCCAAGUGAAAUUCAGUGCGGUUCCUGUACAAAAUUGUUACCUAAACUAAAAGGAGCAUAAGAAAGAUUCCAUAUAUAAUCCGUGCAUAAUAAGCCAAGGAGGUGGAACCAUUUCUGGAUAAAAUGAAUGAGGCAGCUUUGGCAAGUAUGAUCUACAACGAUCCCAUAGGCAUCUACGAGCAGCCCAGGCCACGUUUUAUUUUCAAAAUGCCGCGUGUGGUGCCCGAUCAAAAGGCUAAAUUUGAAAGCGACGAACUAUUUCGUCGUCUCAGCCGCGAAAGCGAGAUACGCUAUACUGGCUAUCGCGAGCGUGCUUUGGAGGAACGACAAAUGCGUUUCCACAACGGUUGUCGCGAGGGUCAUACCGAGAUCUCGUUCGUUGCAUCGGGCACCAAUCUGCAGCUAGUUUUCAAUGCAACACAGAAUCCGUACUUGCACGAUAAAGAGUGCGACUUUGACAAGGAGCACGGUAAAGUGUACAUAAAGUCGUACUUCAUAAUGAAUGGUGUGUGCGUACGUUUUCGAGGUUGGCUAGACUUGGAGCGUUUAGAUGGUUCGGGCUGCCUAGAGUUCGAUGAACGACGUGCUAUGCACGAAGAUCAAAUAUUGCGGGAGCAGAUCGAAAGAUACAAUUUAAGGCUGCGAGAAUUUGAAGACUCAAAACGUGCAUAUCGUGAUAGUCGACCAGAAGUUGAUAUGGAAGCUGUACGUCGUGGUGUGCCCUCAGGUGGCAUUGGUGUAGGUGCUAGUAUGUGGCGGCGUUGAAUGAGGCCUAAUGGGUUUGGAGAGAGGAGCGAAAAGAUCCAUUCACUAUAAAAACUUGUAAGAGUGUUGUGGUUAGGAAUAAAUAUAAACCAAACUAAAUACUCGAAUAUUCAUCUAAUGCUUCAAUCAACAAUUUAAUCAAUUAUCAAUAAUUAUUAUGUACUAAUUAAAUUUUAUUGAUUAAAAUAUAAGCAUAAGUUGUGGCAGUUGAUAUUCAAACUUUUACUAUUAUUAAGUUAAACCUUCUUUUGUAUUAUUUCGUACACUUUUGCUUUACCUAUAUUUUUUAAUUAAAGUUUCUUGUACGAGUAAAA
This is a messenger RNA of Rhagoletis pomonella (apple maggot), 1133 nucleotides long. Its product is annotated as protein big brother. The transcript has 2 exons. NCBI's taxonomy places the organism in Eukaryota, Metazoa, Arthropoda, Insecta, Diptera, Tephritidae. Gene Ontology annotation, molecular function: sequence-specific DNA binding; transcription coactivator activity. The record is from RefSeq and is a predicted model, not a curated record. Bases 178 to 819 code for a protein of 213 amino acids. Gene Ontology annotation, cellular component: nucleus; core-binding factor complex. Gene Ontology annotation, biological process: regulation of transcription by RNA polymerase II.